This is a messenger RNA of Closterium sp. Yama58-4, 1446 nucleotides long. The record is from the annotation of a GenBank genome assembly. Lineage: Eukaryota; Viridiplantae; Streptophyta; Zygnematophyceae; Desmidiales; Closteriaceae.
AUGGCAACAUUCAUCCGUCGGCGCUCUGCGACGCCGUCUGGUCAUCACAUCCACCACCGAGUUUUGUGCGACACACUUGAUACAACGACAAGCGCGAAUUCCGCCCGCACCGCGACGACUGUCGACGCGACAGCUGGCGCGUUGGCAUCGGACCUCGCGGCGCUGGCGGUGGACGCGAAGACGCGCGCGGAGAUUAAAGCCAUCGCGCCGCUGCUGGGCAGCGCGGACCUGACGGGCCUCGACAAGCCGCCCGAACGCGCGUCGUACUUAACCAAAGACGCGUUCGCCGCGGCGGCGCGCAAGUGGCUCGCGAUGGUGAAGGCGCGGGUGCAGAAGCUGAUUCAGCAGGCGGCGGGAGGCGGAGGGAAGGGACGCGGAUCUAGCAAGGGGAACGGCGCGCGCGGGAACACUACAACUGUUGGUGAGAUUCACGCACGCUAUGAGGGACGGAGCACGGUGGAAUGGGGUAAAGGGCAUGGGUUGACCGUUGACGGUUCUCAAGGACCGCAGUCUGGGUUACACUCGCACCACCACCAAGGCCCUCGCCAAGCUGCGUGUGCUGGCAGCAAUCCCUCUUCUCUCCCUCUUAUCUCCCUUUUAUCUCCCUCUAAUUUUGAGACGUCUCGAAAGCUGCGUGUGCUUGCACCAAUCCCUCUUCUCUCCCUCUUAUCUCCCUCUUCUCUCCCAACGCCUCCCCUCCUCCCACCGCCAGACCGCAGACUGGGCUACGUCCCCCCUCCCAGCACGGAUCCCGCCAAGCAGCCGAAUCUCAACACGGUGUCGCGCUACCUCACCGUGGGUCUCACACUCGACCGAAUCUCGCAGAAGCUCACGUGGGAUUUCAAGAAGAAUGUGGACCACAGCAAGCUGUUCACGCCUGACGACGAGUUCGACCAGGGCAACUGCGGUGCCGCAGACCACAGCAAGCUGUUCACGCCUGACGACGAGUUCGACCAGGGCAACUGCGAUGCCACAAUACCCCCACCUCCCUUCCCAUCCGCCCUCCCGUUAUCCCAGGCGCCUGCUGGGCGUACGCGGCAGCGCGGUCUUCACAGCAACCUCGCCUCCCCCACCAUCCCCCCCACCUCCAACCUUUUCCCCCCUCCUCCGCGCCCAGGCUCCUGCUGGGCGUACGCGGCAGCGCGGGCGGUGCAGGGAGCGUAUGCGAAGCUGAAAGAGACGGACGAUGACGUGUUCCCCAGCGGGAUGCGCCUGUCCGUGCAGCAGCUGCUGGACUGCACGGGCGCCGCUGCCACGUGCCGGGGGGGGUACCCCGAGGCUGCUCUGCAGUAUGCCGCCAAGAUCGGGCUGCAGGACGAGGCGGAAUACGCGUAUACGGGGGAUAGCGGCAAGUGCAGCGUCAAGAAGGACGCGGUGAGUUGGAAUGGGAUGCGUCUACCGGCAGUGCAACAUGGCUACCAAGCCCCUCGCCCCUUGCCAGAGUAG